Messenger RNA from Seminavis robusta, 2199 nucleotides. NCBI's taxonomy places the organism in Eukaryota, Bacillariophyta, Bacillariophyceae, Naviculales, Naviculaceae. The record is from the annotation of a GenBank genome assembly.
AUGGAUAACAAAUCCACUGACAACAAUGAGGAUCCUCCUCAAGAGGAGGCGACUUUGGCGUCAAUGGAAGUGGAGAGCACAGUGGUUGAUACUCAAGUUUUCGUGGAUGGUAGCAGUGAGUUGGUACUAUCAAAUCUCGUGUUGGACCCACAGAGUCAGAAGGAGAAGGAAGUCGACACUUGUAGUACGGACGAGACCUUGAACUUGUUGGAGGUGGAGAGUAGUAUUAACAGUAGUUUGGUGGAUGAUGAUACCGUUCUGGUUCAAGGAACCGACGAUUUGGCUAUCUCCAAACUCGUUAAUAUGUCAUCAAGCCACCAGCAAGAAGUUUCAAUCUCAGCCUUGGAGGAACCAACCGAUUCCAAAGUUGUCCCUCCUGAGCUAUUUGAUGACACUACUGACAACAUGGAGAAAAAGACAGAUCCUGCAGGCACAACUCCUGACGUCACAAUGGAGGUAGGCAUUGCGGUUGCUCCAAAAUAUCAAGAACAAGACAAGAAAGAAACAAAAGUGAAUGAAGCAGUACAUGUAGCACCAGUGCAACCGCCACCACCACCACCACCACCAGCGCAACCAACAGUGUUGGUACGCAUGGGCCGCAGCCAAGUGGAAGUGCACCCAGGAGCAUAUGCUGUUGCUCCCACUGGAGCACCUGAUACAGUAUCUUUGGAUCUAGAGCAGGCUGUACCACGAGAGCAGGCAGUACCACAAGACCAACCUGCACUGGAGGAUGGCCUUCCAGUGGCAAACCAAGUGGCAGACUACUCAGACUUGCCCGUGGCAGCAUUAGAGGCUGGCCAUGAACGCCAACAAAAGAAGAUUGAUGUUGCAUCUACAGUAGUUGCUGCACUUCUGUAUAUGAUGUGUCUUGUUGGGGUCAUCAUUGUGAUUGUACUGAUCAUGAGGUCAAGUGGUACUGAAGAAGGGACAAACCAGAAUAGUCCUUUCGAAUUGCAAACAAUGGCCCCAUCUAGCCUUCCAGAUGAGACACUGAACUUGUCCAGCCAUGAGCUUUUGAUCCUGCAGGCAUUGCCCAAUUACACACUGGAAGAACUCAGCGAAACAGAUGCUUCCCUGUCCCUAGCCUAUGAAUGGUUAGUGCAAGACUUGGAACAUAACAACUACACCCUCACAAGCAGGCUCAAGCAGAGGUUUGCCCUGGCUGCACUCUUCCAUGCUAUGAAUGGAGAGGACUGGUUGGUGAAUGAUCAUUGGUUGAACCAUUCAGUUCAUGAAUGUUUUUGGUUUUCACAAUCAGAGUUUCUAGAUUACCCUGACCCAAUGGCCCAUGUUGAAGUCAUGCACCCCAAUCCUUGUGAGAUGCCACCAGAGCAAAUCAAUGGCUCAAGAGGUGUUGACAUCCAACAUGGCCCUUAUCAGCACAUUUGGCUUCAUUCGAAUACAUUAGGAGGAAGCAUACCCCCGGGACUCUACUGGCUCACAGACUUGAGAAGCAUCUCCCUCUACAACAACCAAGACCUGGGUGGAACUAUUUCCUCCCGUAUUGGGAAGCUCAGCAAGCUGGAGGCAUUCCAGAUGGGCGGAACAAUGCUUUCUGGGACACUUCCAACUGAACUAGGCCUCUUGUCUGACUCCAUUUUUAGUAUUGCCGUUGUCGGUGGUCAACUGGAAGGGCCCCUUCCAUCAGAGCUUGGCCUCUUGGACAGGUUGCAUGUGCUUGUGCUGGAUGGAAACAAGUUAGCAGGAUCUGUGCCACCUGAGUUGGGUGAUGCCUCACACCUGAAGUGGCUGUACUUGUCUAAAAACUCCUUCACGGGGAGUUUCCCAGUAUUCUUGACAAGCGCACGUCUGGAACAGCUUCUUCUUGAGUGGAAUCAGUUCUCCGGAACCUUGCCUACAGAAAUUGGCCAAUUCUCAGACAUGGGACGUUUAGUAGUUAGGGGGAACCAUUUCACCGGAACCAUCCCAACUGAAUUUGGCCAGCUUUCUGGCCUGAGCUAUUUCAACGCAGAAGCAAAUGGUCUGACCGGAAGUAUCCCCACUGAAGUUGGCCAGAUAGCCAGCCUGUGGAUUUUUGAGCCAUCUUCAAAUGCUCUAACUGGGACAAUACCAGCUGAGCUUGAACAAAUCCAUCCACUGCUGUCAUUGGACUUGCGCGAAAACCUUUUGUCUGGGUCAAUUCCACAAGGGCUGUCUCAAGAUUUAAUGUAUCUUGAUCUUACGAACAACACAUGUUGA